This is a messenger RNA of Bombina bombina (fire-bellied toad), 2118 nucleotides long. It is a transcript of the gene NEFL, whose product is annotated as neurofilament light chain. The record is from RefSeq and is a predicted model, not a curated record. The transcript has 4 exons. Gene Ontology annotation, molecular function: structural constituent of postsynaptic intermediate filament cytoskeleton. Lineage: Eukaryota; Metazoa; Chordata; Amphibia; Anura; Bombinatoridae. The coding region runs from base 8 to 1591 and encodes 527 amino acids. Gene Ontology annotation, cellular component: axon; intermediate filament; postsynaptic intermediate filament cytoskeleton. Gene Ontology annotation, biological process: neurofilament bundle assembly.
CGGCACCAUGAGCUCAUACAGCUUUGAUCCAUACUACUCCUCUUACAAGCGCAGGGUGGUGGAGAGCAGUCCCAGGCUGCACAUCAGGAGCAGCUAUGGUUCACCCAGCAGGACCAGCUACUCCCCAUCAGUGUCCUCCACCAUUCAGCGCAGAAGUUACACCACGACCUCCUCCACCCUGUUGCCCCACCACACCGAUAGCCUGGACCUCACCCAAGUAGCCGCUAUUAGCAGUGAUCUAAAAAUAGUACGCACCCAGGAAAAGGCUCAGCUGCAGGACCUCAAUGAUCGCUUCGCUAACUUCAUCGAGAGGGUGCAUGAGUUGGAACAGCGCAAUAAAGUGCUAGAAGCUGAGCUGCUUCUUUUGCGUCAAAAACACAAUGAGCCUUCCAGACUGCGCGAUCUCUAUGAGCAUGAGGUCAGGGAAUUGCGCAUGGCUCAAGAAGAUGCCACCGGAGACUGCCAGAGCAUACGUGGGGAAAGGGAGAGGUUGGAAGAAACGCUAAAAAAUUUGCAGGCACGUUAUGAAGAAGAGGUCAUGAACAGAGAAGACGCAGAGGUCAGGCUGCUAGAAGUAAGAAAAGAGGCCGAUGAGGCAGCCUUGGCAAGGGUAGAACUGGAGAAGAGGAUGGAGAGCCUGCUGGAUGAGAUUGCAUUCCUGAAGAAGGUACACGAAGAAGAACUGGCGCAAUUACAGUCACAAGUUCAAUAUGCCCAGAUUUCCCUGGAGGUAGACGUGGCCAAGCCAGACCUGAGCUCUGCACUUCGAGAUAUUAGGGCUCAGUAUGAGAAGCUGGCAGCCAAGAACAUGCAAUCCGCGGAGGAGUGGUUCAAAUCCAGAUUUACUGUUUUGACGCAAAGUGCUGCGCGCAAUACAGAUGCAGUGCGGGCUGCCAAAGACGAAAUGUCCGAAAGCCGGAGGCUACUCAAGGCCAAAGGUCUGGAAAUUGAAGCUUGUAGAGGGGUAAACGAAUCACUGCAAAGGCAGAUCCAAGAGUUGGAGGACAAGCAGGGCUCAGAAAUUGCCGGAAUGCAGGAUGCCAUAGGCAGACUGGAAGAUGAGCUGAGGAACACCAAGAGUGAGAUGGCUAGAUACCUGAAGGAGUACCAGGAUUUGUUGAAUGUCAAGAUGGCUCUUGAUAUAGAGAUUGCCGCAUACAGGAAAUUAUUGGAAGGGGAAGAGACUCGUCUAACGUUUUCUGGCAUUGGGAGCAUGACCAGUGGUUUCACACAGAGCUCUCCUAUAUUUGGUCGCUCUAGCUAUAGCCUUCAGAGCAGCUCUUAUGUUUCUUCACGUGCAUUCCCAUCCUAUUAUGCUAGCCAUGUUCAGGAGGACCAAUUGGACAUAGAAGAGACCAUUGAGUCUUCUAAAGCAGAAGAGGCCAAAGCAGAACCCCCGGAGGAGGAAGAAGAGGAAGGAGAAGAGGAAGGAGGAGAAGAGGCUGAGGGAGAAGGUGAGGAAGGAGAAGAGGAAGCUGAAGAGGAGGGCGAGGAAGAAGGUGAAGAAGAAGGUGAGGAAGGAGAGGAAGAAAAAGAAGCAGAAGAAGAGGAGGAAGCUGAAGAGAAGAAACCCAGUGUUAAAAAGAAAUAAAGAGAAUAUCAUAAAAUAAUGUUUAACAGCUGCUAGAACCUUCCCCAUGUCCUUCACCCCAUCAACAUACUCCAACACCCCUCAUCCAUAAAAGUCACCAACAGUCAUUGAGAAUUUGGCCCUUUCUAUAACAGUCUCCAACCACCCCAUAUCCAUGGCUCAGGUUGUGCAUGGUAAAGGUUGCCAAGUUUAGUACCUGGAGUUAUCCAUGUUGUCCUUAGUACAGAGAAGGUAUUUUACAAAAUUAUCCAACCUUGUGGUUUUUAAGAGAGAGACAUUAACUUCUUUACUGCCGUGAGAGUUUACUGUACAUGAAAAGCAAUACCCAUGAAACUAUUUAGUUGUACAGUUUCUGCUGGCAGUGGUGUUUAGUUGUUGCAGUCUACUCUUUAAACAUUAAACCCUUUCAACACAUUGCUCUGUGCUGCACUCUGGGAGAAAGUAGUAGCAAAUUUGGUGGCUUUUGUGGGCUUGCGCUCCAUAUCUUUCAAAUAAAGAGGCAAACAGUAUUGCACCCUUGCAAGUUA